AUGGCGAAAAGCAUGCGUUCGAAGUUCAAGAGGAAAAUGCGUGGCAUAAGGCGCAAGAGGUUGGCUGUUCGAGAAUUGAAGAAGUUGGAGGCUACGGUGUCCAAGUUGAAUGCUAAUGAAGGUAUUAUUUUUUCCUAUGCACUGAACUCGGCUCUUGUUCUUUGUCGUAUGGACUUUGUGUUUUGUGUUAUGCUUGCUAACCGGUAUCUGUUCAGCUAUGGAAGUAGUCAGGCAAGAUCUCCUCAUAUUUUUGCGAUGACUAUGGUAAACAGUUCUGUCAUUGAAAUCUUGGUGCGUUUCAAAGUGGCUGUUGUAUUUUGUAUGGAUACUGGAAAGGUUGGGAAUAUCAACUUAAAAACUAUGCAGAAGAAGGAUGGAUCGUAUCCGGUGUGGGUCAGUCGAAGAAAAAUCCGAAAGAUGAAGAAAAUUCGGAAAAUUACGGCUAUUGCGAAAAGUAGAAACAGGAGAAGGAAGCACUGA
This is a messenger RNA of Enterobius vermicularis (human pinworm), 480 nucleotides long. NCBI's taxonomy places the organism in Eukaryota, Metazoa, Nematoda, Chromadorea, Rhabditida, Oxyuridae. The record is from the annotation of a GenBank genome assembly.